AUGCAGAUCGAUUGGAGCAGAGUCGAGCGGCCUGACGUCGUAUUCCAGCCCUUUCCAAGUCGUAGAUCCGUCGUAUACGGAGCCAAGGGGAUUGUAGCGGCAUCGCAACCGUUAGCGGUCGAAGCCGGUCUGGAAAUCCUCCGCAAGGGAGGAAAUGCAGCGGAUGCGGCCGUCGCCACAUCCGCCGCCUUGAAUGUCACUGAGCCGAGUUGUUGUGGGAUUGGGGGCGAUGCAUUCUGCCUGUUCUAUGAUGAAAAGACCAAGACUGUCAAGGCAUUCAAUGGCUCUGGACGGUCACCAGCUAACUUAACCAUUGACUAUGUUCGCGGUCAAGGCAUCACCGGAAGCACUAUCCCUGGAACCAACCUCAACUCCGUAACAGUCCCAGGCUGUGCUGCUGCUUGGGUCGAUACUGUGGAACAAUUGGGCAGCGGCAAGCUGUCUCUGGCUGAAGUGCUGGAGCCAGCAAUUAGACUGGCGGAGGAAGGUUUCCCGGUCACAGAGAUCAAUAGCUUCGCAUAUCAACGUUCAGAACAACUCCUGAAGACGGUCUCGCCGAACGGAGACGAGAUGCUGUUGGAUGGGAAGGCACCGCUUCCCGGACAAUAUAUGAAGCUCACUAACCUGGCUAAGACCUUCCGCGAGGUUGCCACACACGGAAAGGAUGGCUUCUACAAGGGUCGCGUCGCUCAAGCCAUCGUAGAUCUCAUCAAAAGCAAAGGCGGUGUCAUGGAGCUUGAGGAUCUCGCGAAGCACAACACAGACUUCGUUGAGCCGAUUAAGUACACCUUCAGCGGCGAGGUGACAGUGUACGAGUGUCCUCCGAAUGGUCAGGGCCUCACCGCCCUGAUUGCCCUUGGUAUCUUGGACAAUGCCAUGGAGCAAGGAAAAGUUCGCUCGCUCCUUGAAAUGGAACACAACUCCGCAGAGUAUCUGCACGUUCUGGUGGAGACUAUGAGACUUGCCUUUGCAGAUACCCAGUACUAUGUGACCGAUCCUGCGUUUGGCAAGAUUCCUGUCGACCAGCUUCUGAGCAAGGAAUAUCUCGCGUCGCGUGCCAAGCUCAUCGACCCCAGCCGGUCCAACCCCAAGGUUGUCCAUGGCAACCCUGUACACUCUUCAGACACUGUCUACUUCACAGUCGCGGAUCAAUGGGGAAACGCAUGCAGUUACAUCCAGAGCAACUACGCUGGUUUCGGUACUGGCGCGGUACCAAAAGGAUGCGGAUUCACGCUUCAGAACCGUGGCUCAAACUUCUAUCUAACUCCCGGCCAUCCUAAUGCUCUCGAGGGCGGAAAGCGACCGUACCAUACCAUCAUCCCCGCUAUGGCUCUACGCGGCGACGAGCUGUUUCUAAGCUACGGCGUAAUGGGCGGCUUCAUGCAGCCACAAGGCCAUGUCCAGGUCUUGCUCAACCUGCUUCGCGGCUUCACCGUUCAGGCGGCACUCGACGCGCCCCGCUUCUGCAUCUCUGCCGGCAGCCCGGAGACAGAGAGCAACAAGAGCGGUCGUUCCGGUGACAUCAACAGCGAAGUAUACUUCGAGGAGGGGAUCCCGGAUGCGGUGGUCGAGCAGCUGCGCGCAAUGGGGCACGACGCCCGUCUCGCUACAGGUGUCAAGAGAAGUCUGUUUGGCCGUGGCCAGAUCAUUCAGAAGCUGAACGACAAGUCGGGUAAGACCGUAUGGGCGGCUGGCUCGGACCCUAGAGCAGAUGGUCACGCUGCGGCUCAAAUCUAA
Molecule: messenger RNA, 1737 nt
Organism: Dichomitus squalens LYAD-421 SS1
Lineage: Eukaryota; Fungi; Basidiomycota; Agaricomycetes; Polyporales; Polyporaceae
Product: gamma-glutamyltranspeptidase
Exons: 15
Coding region: 1-1737 (578 amino acids)
Biological process (GO): glutathione catabolic process
Molecular function (GO): glutathione gamma-glutamate hydrolase
Source: RefSeq, a predicted model, not a curated record